Molecule: messenger RNA, 2367 nt
Organism: Canis lupus familiaris (dog)
Lineage: Eukaryota; Metazoa; Chordata; Mammalia; Carnivora; Canidae
Gene: MAB21L4
Product: mab-21 like 4
Exons: 5
Coding region: 651-1964 (437 amino acids)
Source: RefSeq, a predicted model, not a curated record
CGAGGCGGGGCCGGGGAGACUUCCCCCGAACCGGGGCGGCAACGGGCCUCCAGCUGCAGCCCGGGGUGGGUGCGGGCUCCCCGCAGCCUUGGGGGUUGGAAGGGAGGCCCCAGGGGGGCAGGAUUCACACCCGGGCCCCCCCGAGGCGCCCCCUCUCAGCUCUCGGUCGGGCACAGGUGCCUGAGUGGGUGUUGAGGCUGCCGGGCAAGUGCAGCUGCCCAGGGGCUCCUCCCACGGGGGCUCAGGGGGCCGCCACCCGGCCUGGCCUCUGUCAUCGCAGCAGUGGGGCCGCCGUGGGUCCCUGCCCCCGUGGCUGCGGCGAGGGGACCGGACACUAGGCCCCCACCCCAGGACGGCGCGGGGGAGGUGGCUGGGCCCCGGGAGGGGCGGAGUCGGGGUGACAGGAGGGAGGAGCCCCACCCCGCCCCGGGCUCCCAGUGACAUUCCUGGCUGCUGGCGACUGACUCGGCCCCACCUGAGAGGCCAGGGCCGGGCCUGGCUAUUUAACCGGGUGGCGGUGGCGGUGGCGGUGGCUCUGUGCUCGGGGAUCCUGCUCCGCGGAGCUGGGCCCCACCUGGAGGGCAGGUGCGUCCCCCCGGCCCGCCGGCCUCAGUGUGGCCCUCUCGGGCUGCCCUGCCCCGGGCCCAGCCAUGGCGGUGCAGGUGCCCCUGUGGCACCACUACCUGCGGGCCAUCCGCUCCAGGGGGGCGCCGCGGGCGCGGGACUACCAGCGUGCCGAGGACGUGCUGCUCACCGUCCUGGAGCGCGUGCACGACCUGGACCCGCGCUUCCUCGUGGACUACUCCCGUGACCUGGAGGCCUUCCAGUUCGCCCUGCGCUCCUCUGAGGACCCCCUGGACAUGGAGGUGCCCCUGUGCGUGGACGCCGAGGCCCUCCUGGUGGAAGAGGUGGGGGCCGCCGAGGCAGGGGACGGCCCCGCGUCCUGCCGCCUGGGGGUGUCCCGGGAAGGGCCCCGGCCCGAGCAGUGGACGGCCGACGACGUCUUCAACGUCUCCUCGGACGGGAGCGCCAAGUGCUGCGGCCACAUCGUGCCCAGCAAGGUCCUGCACGUCCUCAAGGACCUUCUGGUGGCGGCCAUCGUGCACUGCAGGCACCAGAGCCUCAUCGCGCCAGGUUCCCUGAACGCGGACAGCCUGAGGGAGGAGGAGCUGCACCUGUCCCUGCUGGUGUCCAGCGGCUGGAGGACGGUCCGCUUCCACGUCGUGCCCGUGGUUCGCAGAAAGCACCGGGUGCCCGCCCUGGAGGGGGCCCAGCUGAUGCAUGCGUUUCCUGGGGGCAGCUUGAGAAGGAUCGUCGGCCAGGAGGUGGCCCUGGUGCCGGCUGGCGCCCAGCUCUGGAGGGUCUCCACCGACCACCUGCUCACCCGGCUGCUCGGUGCACUGGGCUCCUUCCGGGGCCACCGCCUGGACAGCCUCUCCAUCCUGGACCGGGUCAACCACGAGAGCUGGCGUGACAGCGGCCAGAGCCCCGGCCUGACCUACGGCCACCUGAAGACCGUGCUGCUGUGGGCCUCGGUGCUCUUCCCCGCGCCCGAGGACUGGGCGGAGCUGCAGGGCGCCGUGUACCGGCUGCUGGUGGUGCUGCUCUGCUGUCUGGCCACCAGGAACCUGCCGCACUUCCUCUACCCCGGCUGCAACCUGCUGCGGGACACCGGCCUGGACCUCAACGCCCUGUACCAGCGGGUGGAGCACUUCGCCAGCCAACCUGAGGCGUCCCUGCGUAUCCACGUCACCCACCUGGGCCGCAGCCCCCCACCGCGCAUCGGCAACGGGGUCAAGGCGCUCCUGCAGCUGCCCGCCAGCAACCCUGCCUACUGGGCCACCGCCUACUUCGACGUCCUGCUGGACAAGUUCCAGGUCUUCAACAUCCAGGAUAAGGAACGGAUCUCCGCCAUGCAGAGCAUCUUCCAGAAGACCAAGACCCUGGACAGUGAGGAGUGCUGAGCUGGCUUCCCCCGACUCAGUCUUUACCGCCCACGGCCCUGCCCCACAGAGGAUCCCAGGACACUUGGGGGAGAGUGGGCUUCUCCUGAGGGGGGCGGUGGGUGGUAGGGACGUCCGCAGGGCCACCGCAGACUGUCAGGAUGGCCUCGUGGGAGCCUGAGCGUGCCGGGCAUCAGGCCUCUGGGAGCAGCUGCCCAAACGCCGGGCCUGGGAUGAGGUGCCUUGGGUUUCACAAGAUGCGUGUUGACCCAUUCUGUGUGAUAUCAUCAGACUCUCAAAACCAAGCGUCUGCAUGACACCUGGAGCCCCAGCGCUUGUCCCCACCUGCGUCACGAGCCACUCUGUGGUGACGAAUACUGUCUAUCUGAUCUCGAAUAAACUCGCGCACUGGAUAUACACAGGG